Dovyalis caffra is the source of this 2655-nucleotide messenger RNA. Lineage: Eukaryota; Viridiplantae; Streptophyta; Magnoliopsida; Malpighiales; Salicaceae. The record is from the annotation of a GenBank genome assembly.
AUGCGGAUAGAGGAAAGCGAAGGUGUAUCGGCGUCGAGAAAGCACCUGGUCUUUGCUUAUUACGUUACCGGUCAUGGUUUUGGUCAUGCCACUCGUGUUGUUGAGGUUGUUAGGAACUUGAUUUUGGCUGGGCAUGAUGUGCACGUGGUCACUGGUGCACCUGAUUUUGUCUUCACCUCCGAAAUUCAGUCCCCUCGUCUCUUCAUUCGCAAGGUACUAUUGGAUUGUGGAGCAGUACAGGCAGAUGCGUUGACUGUGGAUCGCCUUGCUUCCUUAGAGAAGUAUUCGGAGACAGCUGUGAAGCCUCGGGAAUCUAUUUUGGCGACAGAGAUAGAGUGGCUGAACUCCAUCAAAGCUGAUUUAGUGGUUUCUGAUGUUGUUCCAGUUGCGUGUCGUGCUGCAGCUGAUGCUGGAAUUCGAUCUGUCUGUGUCACCAACUUCAGUUGGGACUUCAUCUAUGCAGAGUAUGUCAUGGCUGCUGGGAAUCAUCAUCGUUCAAUAGUUUGGCAGAUAGCAGAGGAUUACUCUCACUGUGAGUUCCUAAUCCGCCUCCCAGGAUAUUGCCCAAUGCCUGCUUUUAGGGAUGUUAUCGAUGUGCCUCUCGUUGUGAGGAGGUUGCACAAAACCCGCAAGGAGGUAAGGAAGGAACUUGGCAUCAGUGAUGAUGUGAAGCUGGUAAUCCUUAACUUUGGUGGACAGCCAGCUGGGUGGAAGUUGAAGGAGGAGUACUUACCUUCGGGUUGGCUUGGCCUGUAUUACCAGUGUGGUGUUGAGAUGAUUAGGAGAGAUUUACUCAUUGGUCACUGGAAACCAUAUCUUGAACGUGCAAUUAGUUUGAAACCAUGCUACGAGGGAGGCAUUAAUGGAGGCGAGGUGGCAGCUCACAUUUUGCAGGAGACAGCUAUUGGUAAAAACUAUGCUUCAGACAAGUUCAGUGGAGCAAGAAGAUUGCGUGAUGCCAUUGUUCUCGGGUAUCAAUUACAAAGGGUCCCUGGAAGAGAUAUCAGCAUCCCGGAAUGGUAUGCAAGUGCUGAAGAUGAACUUAACAAAUCUACUGGGUCUCCAACUGCCCAAAUAAUUGAAAAUGGAUCCCUAACGAGCAUAUGCACUGAUGAUUUUGAGAUUCUUCAUGGAGAUCUUCAAGGUCUUCAAGAUACAAAGAGUUUCUUAAAGAGUUUGGCAGAGCUAGAUAUCAUAUAUGACUCUGAGAAGAACACUGAGAAGCGUCAGAUUCGGGAACGUAAAGCUGCUGCAGGACUCUUUAAUUGGGAGGAAGAUAUCUAUGUGGCGAGAGCACCUGGAAGAUUGGACGUAAUGGGAGGGAUUGCUGACUAUUCAGGAAGUCUUGUGCUGCAGAUGCCUACUAGAGAAGCCUGCCACGUUGCUGUGCAAAAGAAUCAUCCGAGUAAGCAUAGGCUCUGGAAACAUGCCCAGGCUCGGCAAAAUGUGAGAGGACAAGGGCCUACACCUGUUCUUCAAAUAGUAUCCUAUGGGUCAGAAUUAAGCAAUCGUAGUCCGACCUUUGACAUGGAUCUAUCUGAUUUUAUGGAUGGGGAAAUGCCAAUAUCGUAUGACAAGGCAAAGAAAUAUUUUGCCCAAGACCCAUCACAGAAAGCUUUGCUCAUCUCAGAUCUUAAUUAUUCCUACAUGGAAAUACAGGUUUCUUCUGCUGUCCCUGAGGGAAAAGGCGUAUCUUCUUCUGCCUCAGUGGAGGUUGCUAGCAUGUCUGCUAUAGCUGCUGCUCAUGAGAAUCAUAUUGUUGGAGCACCAUGCGGUGUAAUGGAUCAGAUGACUUCAGCAUGUGGCGAAGCCAACAAACUUCUUGCAAUGGUGUGCCAGGUAAAGAUCAUUCAUGCUGCUGACAAAAACUUUGCUAAAGGUGUGCACAUGAUAAGAAACAAUGCUAAACCUGUUGUUGGUGGUGCAGAUUAUGGAUCUGUAAGAAUAGGUGCCUUCAUGGGUAGAAAGAUGAUAAAGUCUAGAGCAUCUUCUACUUUGUCUAGAUCACAGCCUAGUGAUGAAUUGGAGGAUAAUAGUGUGGAUCUACUCAAUGCUGAAGCUUCAUUGGAUUACUUGUGUAACUUGCCACCACACAGAUUUGAAGCUCUCUAUGCUAAGGUGCUUCCUGAAUCCAUCCUUGGAGAGACAUUUCUGGAGAAGUAUGCUGAUCACAAUGAUGCUGUCACUGUAAUUGAUGAAAAGCGCACAUAUGUAGUGAGAGCACCAGCUAAACAUCCUAUAUAUGAAAAUUUCCGGGUCAAGGCCUUCAAAGCAUUAUUAACUUCCGCCAGUUCAGAGGAGCAAUUUACAGCUCUUGGAGAACUAUUGUAUCAGUGUCACUAUAGCUACAGUGCUUGUGGGCUUGGCUCUGAUGGGACGGAUAGGCUUGUGCGGUUGGUACAGGAAAUGCAACAUCGAAAAUCAUCAAACUCUGUAGAUGGGACCUUAUAUGGAGCAAAAAUCACUGGUGGUGGUUCUGGCGGAACAGUUUGUGUAAUUGGCAGGAACUGUCUUGUAAGCAGCCAACAAAUUCUUGAGAUUCAGCACAGAUACAAAGCUGGUACUGGCUAUUUGCCAUUUAUAUUCGAGGGUUCAUCACCUGGGUCGGGAAAAUUCGGAUAUUUGAGAAUUCGUCGGCCUCUCCCCAGAUCUUAG